This is a messenger RNA of Lycium barbarum (goji berry), 1181 nucleotides long. RefSeq names its product protein PHOSPHATE-INDUCED 1-like. NCBI's taxonomy places the organism in Eukaryota, Viridiplantae, Streptophyta, Magnoliopsida, Solanales, Solanaceae. The transcript has a single exon. The record is from RefSeq and is a predicted model, not a curated record. The coding region runs from base 83 to 1033 and encodes 316 amino acids.
CCCCUGUGUUUCAUCCAACACUGAAAAAACAACUUCUCAUUGAUCUCUUCCUAAAGAAAUAUCAAGAAGUUAAAAAAAAAAAAUGUCUUCUUCCCUCAGUUGGAAAUCGACACACUUGUUUUUAUCACUUUUUGUAUUGAUUUCUUUCAUUAAUGUGUGCUUUGCAUCAAGAAAGCUCACUGCUUUAGUCCAAGAUCAACUCUUGCAAUACCACAAAGGCCCACUUCUAUCAGGCAAAAUCUCAGUCAACCUGAUAUGGUAUGGCAAAUUCAAGCCAUCCCAAAGAGCUAUUGUAUCCGAUUUCAUCACCUCCCUUUCUUCUUCAACUCCAUCUAAAACCCAUCCAUCCGUAGCCGAAUGGUGGAAAACCACAGAAAAAUACUACCAUCUCGCCAAUUCCAAAAACACCCUUUCCCUCUCUUUGGGCAAUCAAGUGCUCCUCGAAAACUAUUCUCUAGGAAAAUCACUGACGCAGAAACAAAUCGUACAAUUGGCAUCAAAGGGUCAACAAAAAGACGCCAUCAACAUUGUUUUGACCGCCUCAGAUGUUGCCGUUGAUGGGUUCUGUGUCAAUCGGUGUGGGACCCAUGGGUCUUCCAAAGGUGCCAUUAUUAAGGGCAAAACUUACAAAUUUGCUUAUAUUUGGGUUGGUAACUCAGAGACUCAAUGUCCUGGCUACUGCGCUUGGCCAUUCCACCAGCCCAUCUACGGACCACAGAGCCCACCAUUGGGUGCACCAAACAACGAUGUUGGUGUUGAUGGAAUGGUGAUUAACUUGGCUAGCUUAUUGGCUGGAACCGCUACGAACCCAUUUGGAAAUGGUUACUACCAGGGCGAAGCUGAUGCGCCAUUGGAGGCUGCAUCUGCCUGCCCCGGGGUGUAUGCUAAGGGUGCUUACCCCGGCUAUGCUGGAGAUUUGUUGGUGGACAAAUCUACAGGUGCAAGUUACAAUGCGCAUGGUACAAACGGAAGGAAAUACUUGGUUCCUGCUCUAUAUGAUCCUACUACAUCUUCAUGCUCCACUUUGGUCUAGAAAAUCAGUAGCAGUAACAAGAUGAAAUUAAUCUUAGUAUAGUAGUGAAUACUGUAACUUUUGAUUCAUUCAUUUGUUUUAGGCUUAGUAAUUAAAGAGCAAAUUCAUUUGGCUUGCUUUCAGAAAUUCAUUCGUCCUUUAUCUCUUA